Molecule: messenger RNA, 2077 nt
Organism: Oncorhynchus kisutch (coho salmon)
Lineage: Eukaryota; Metazoa; Chordata; Actinopteri; Salmoniformes; Salmonidae
Gene: gtf3c5
Product: general transcription factor IIIC, polypeptide 5
Exons: 11
Coding region: 373-1953 (526 amino acids)
Biological process (GO): transcription initiation at RNA polymerase III promoter
Cellular component (GO): transcription factor TFIIIC complex
Molecular function (GO): RNA polymerase III type 2 promoter sequence-specific DNA binding; RNA polymerase III type 1 promoter sequence-specific DNA binding
Source: RefSeq, a predicted model, not a curated record
AGAUCUAGUUUGAGGGUCUGUGCUAUCAGGAUACUUAGGCUGUUCCAAGGAUCACGCAUAAUACUGACCGUAGUGAGAAUUAUUAGACCUGGCUGAAUAUAGCCUAAGAGGUUUAUAGGGAUAAACUAAAUAUUGGAGCUGACAUCAAACAUGCUUCUUCCAUAGCCGAUAUUCGUCAAGUCUAAUCGUUCUCUCUGGUCGGAACUAUAAACACUUCCAAUUGUUUCCACCCGUAAGGAUUUAUUGGUCGAAAUGUUUGAGCUUUUUACGAAUCAGAAAACCACACUUCAAUCUGUAAAUUGUUUAGCUAAUUAGUCAACUUAAAGGCAUUCAAAUAACGCAAACUGUGACAGUUAUUUAUCCAAAGGUGAGAUGGCAGCAUCGGGGUUGGACGAUUUGAAUUUUACAAUGAAAGAGAUAACUGGCUCCGGCAGCACAAGUGAUGAGACGUUCACUGCCAUUGUUGUGCCUGAGAGUUCGUCGACUCUUUCCCUAUCAGAGGACAAUAAACUCGUCUGUGUGGAAUAUCCAGGUAUUAUCUCCAAUGUGGACAAGAUGCUGGAAAGUAUUGGGGGUAUACAAGGGAUGUCCAAGACCUAUGCUGACCCCAGCAGACGGUUGGAACUUCGCUUUCGUCCCCAGGACCCGUUCUGUCACCCUGUCUGUGGAAACCGUUACCCCUCCACCAACCUGCUGCUGCGCAUGAAAAGGAGGGUGCGUAAAGGCAACCCCAAGGAAGCCCAAAUCAGCAUGGACAUCCUGGGUGUCAUUGGGACAACAUACAAAUUCCAAGGGAUGGCAGACUUCCAGUAUCUUGCGGUGCAUUCAGCAAAGGACGGCUCACACACAUCCCUCUACGAUAAGAUCAUCUUGCGUAAACCAGAGAAUAAUGAGUUCUUUGAGCAGCCUGUGCCCCUCUUCCUUCCUCCACCCAUCUUCUCUCGCCUGGACAGUGCUGUGGACUAUAACUACCGACCUGAAAUCCAACACAAAGAAGGCCAUUGUCCCCCAACAGUCUCCAGGGAUAAUCUGAUUGGUUUGAGUCGAGCCCGUCGGCCUCAUAAUGCCAUCUUCCUCACUUUUAACGACCAGAACAUCCCCACUGAGCCCCUGGAGGCUGCCAAGGUCAACUGGAAGAGAGUGUGUGUUCACCCCAGUGACAUAAAGGCAGAGGAACAACUGAAGGAGAUGUUUGAGAGCCGGCCCAUCUGGUCCGGGUACGCAGUCAAGGCCAACCUGGACCUCCACCCUGAUAAACUGAAGCUGCUGCUCCCUAUCAUGGCCUACUAUAUGGUGACAGGCCCCUGGAGGAGCCUCUGGGUGAGAUUUGGCUACGACCCUUGCAAGACACCAGAGGCCAAGAAAUACCAGGUGCUGGAUUUCAGGAUCCGCUGCAGUACCAAGCAUGGAUAUACUAUAAAUGACAUGCCAGUGAAGGCCAAGAGGAGCACUUUCAACUAUACCCUGCCAAUCACACUUAACAAAGCAGUGCCCCAGGCUGCUAAUGUGACAGAUUUACCUCCUGAGGGCCCUGCUGGUGGACGUAGUGCAAAUAUAACCAGAUACCAGCUCAAGGAUUCCUCAUACAUAUUCCGAGAUGGGACCCUGCCCCCCCACAGGCAGAUGUUCUACCAGCUCUGUGAUCUGGAUGUGGAGAGCAUAAGGAACGUGAUCAGUCGGAACGAUGGCCAGGAGGAGGAGUGUGACGAGAGGGAUGGCUGGUGUCUGUCCCACACCUCUGAUGACCUCCGAGAUAUCAUGUCCUCCAUGAUCAAGCAGGUUAUCCGUGCCAAGAGGUCAGCUCCAUACUCUUCUGGGCCGGAGAGUUCUAUUCCCAGGCGAAAGACCCCAGAAAGUGGAGAGGAUGAUGAAGAGGAGAAUGAGGAAGAUGAGUUUCAUCCCUCAGAGGGGAGUGACAAUGAGAUGCAGACAGAGAUGCUGGAUUAUAUGUGAGGAUGGACACGUCUACCCCUGCCCUGAGAAAUGGACUGGAAUUGUACAAACUUGCUUCGUUCUCUAUACAAACAUACUUUUUUGUGUAUUUGCAAAUUAGUGUGAAUAAAUGUGUUUAAGUUGA